Messenger RNA from Nematolebias whitei (Rio pearlfish), 2644 nucleotides. Its product is annotated as matrilin-2-like. Bases 2 to 2644 code for a protein of 880 amino acids. The transcript has 16 exons. The record is from RefSeq and is a predicted model, not a curated record. Gene Ontology annotation, molecular function: calcium ion binding. Lineage: Eukaryota; Metazoa; Chordata; Actinopteri; Cyprinodontiformes; Rivulidae.
GAUGAGACUCCUGUCUCUCGGUUUCCUCUGCCUCAUGUCCUGUCACGCAGCGCAUGUGGACAGGCGUCGUCCCAGACUCGUCCCAGUCAGAGGACAGAACGACACAACAGUCCAAAGCAACGCGGUGGAGAACCCUUGUAAAGCCGCCCCGCUGGACUUCGUCUUUGUCAUCGACAGCUCCAGGAGCAUCCGCCCCAACGACUACGAGAAGGUCAAGAUCUUCAUCAUCAACCUGCUCCAGUUUCUAGACAUUGGCCCUGAUGCAACCCGGGUCGCUCUGCUCCAGUACGGCAGCGUGGUUCAGCCCGAGUUCUCCCUCAGCACCUACUCUUCCAGAGAUGAGGUGGAGCAGGCUGUGAGGAACAUGAAGCACCUCGACACGGGGACCAUGACCGGUCUGGCCAUCCAGUACACUGUGGAGGUGGCCUUCACCGAGGAGCAGGGGGCUCGACCCACGAGCCUGCACAUUCCACGCAUCGCUGUGAUCGUGACUGAUGGGAGGCCUCAGGACACGGUGGAGGAGAUUGCAGCUGAAGCCAGGCAGGCCGGCAUCCAGAUCUUUGCCAUCGGAGUGGGCAGGGUGGACAUGAACAUCCUGAAGGCCAUAGGCAGCGAGCCGCACUCUGAGCAUGUCCACCUGGUGGCCAACUUCAGUCAGAUUGAAACCCUGAUCUCUGUGUUCCAGUCCAAACUGUGUGGAGGUACAGACAUGUGCAAAGUGGUGGACCAUCAGUGUCAGCACAUCUGUGUGAGCAGCCCCGCCUCGUACAGGUGCAAGUGCAGAAAAGGCUUCACCCUCAACCCCGAUGGAAAGACGUGUAAAGCUGAUGACACGUGUGCCACGGUGGAUCACGGCUGUAAGCACGUCUGCGUGAACCUGCCUGAUGGCUACGAGUGCCGCUGCCGUCCAGGAUAUGAGCUCACCAUAGACCAGAAGUCCUGCAACAGAAUAGACUACUGUGACCUGGGAAACCAUGGCUGUGAGCAUAACUGUGUCAGCGUUCCAGAGUCCUACAUCUGCAGGUGUGGCAAAGGCUACCUGCUCAAUGCGGAUGGCAAGACCUGCAGAAAGGUGGAUCCUUGUGCUGAUGGCAGCCAUGGAUGUGAGCAGGAGUUUCUGAGCACAGAGGGCAGAUGUGUGUGUAGAUGCAGAGAAGGCUUCACGCUCAGACCUGAUGGGAAAACAUGCAAAAAGGUGGAUCCUUGUGCUGAUGGCAGCCAUGGUUGUGAGCAGGAGUUUCUGAGCACAGAGGACAGCUGUGUGUGCAGAUGCAGAGAAGGCUUCACACUCAGACCUGAUGGAAAAACAUGUCAAAAGGUGGAUCCUUGUGCUGAUGGCAGCCAUGGAUGUGAGCAGGAGUUUCUGAGCACAGAGGACAGCUGCGUGUGUAGAUGCAGAAAAGGAUUCACGCUCAGACCUGAUGGGAAAACGUGUAAAAAGGUGGAUCCUUGUGCUGAUGGCAGCCAUGGCUGUGAGCAGGAGUUUCUGAGCACAGAGGACAGCUGUGUGUGCAGAUGCAGAAAAGGCUUCACGCUCAGACCUGAUGGAAAAACAUGCAAAAAGGUGGAUCCUUGUGCUGAUGGCAGUCAUGGAUGUGAGCAGGAGUUUCUGAGCACAGAGGACAGCUGUGUGUGUAAAUGCAGAGAAGGCUUCAUGCUCAGACCUGAUGGAAAAACAUGCAAAAAGACGGACCACUGUGCUGAUGGGAAUCCUGGUUGUGAGCAGGAGUUUAUGAGUACAGAAGAUUCAUGUGUGUGUAAGUGCAGGGAAGGAUACAGACUGCAAACAGAUGGAAAAACAUGUCAAAGUCUGGAUCUGUGUCAGACGGUGGAUCACGGCUGUGAGCAUCAGUGUGUCAGCAGCUCUGACUCCUACAUCUGUAAAUGUUUUGAUGGAUUCAAACUGGCUGAUGAUGGGAAGAGCUGCAAACAACCCGACUGUCACGGUGGGAUCAUGGAUUUAGUUUUUGUGAUUGACGGCUCCAAGAGUCUGGGACCUGCCAACUUUGAGCUGGUAAAGCAGUUUGUUAACAGCAUUGUGGACUCUCUGAACAUUUCCAGGAUGGGCACACAUGUAGGCCUCAUCCAGUACUCCACCAAAGUGCGUACAGAGUUUACUCUGGGCCGGUACGUCACAGCGCAGGGCGUGAAGCAGGCUGUGACCCAGAUACAGUACAUGGGUCGGGGCUCCAUGACGGGCUCGGCCCUGCGUCACAUGUUUGAGUUCAGCUUUUCGGACAAAGAAGGUGCCAGGCCAAACAUCCCACGAGUCAGCAUUGUGUUCACUGAUGGAAGAGCACAGGAUGAUGUUUCUGAGUGGGCCAAUAAAGCAAAGAACUCUGGGGUCACCAUAUACACCCUGGGCAUUGGAAAAGCCAUUGAGCAGGAGCUGAGAGAGAUCGCCUCUGAACCUGCUGAGAUGUAUCUGUACUAUGCAGAAAACUUUGAGAAAAUGGGAGAAAUUUCAAAAAAGCUCAAGUCCAGGAUGUGUAAAGAGAAACCAGUGAAUGAAAGUCUGUGCCAGUGUGAGAGCGUGGUAAUGUUUCAGAACCACGUCACAGACAAGCUGAAGAGCCUGGCUCAGACUAUUGAAGCUUUGUCAAAGAAGCUGGAGACUCUGGAGAAUCAGCUGGUGCCAAAGUGA